Messenger RNA from Seminavis robusta, 1013 nucleotides. Lineage: Eukaryota; Bacillariophyta; Bacillariophyceae; Naviculales; Naviculaceae. The record is from the annotation of a GenBank genome assembly.
AUGAAUAAGAACCAGACCAAAUCCAAAGACAAUGUCAAGUCGUUCGUCAGAGGGAUCGGUUUUGCCAAGACAGAGAAUCCAACAAACGCUUCGACGGUUCCCCCUUCUGCUGUUCCUAAAUCUUCUCCCACAGCCAGUCCAACUCAAGUUCCAACGGCUUCUCCCACAACCAGUCCCACUGCUGCUCCCUCAGAUGAAUGGAUCCAAGUGUCUCACAACAAUACGCUCUAUCCUUCGGAUAUAUUUUGUCGGCGCAAUGCAGGACGAGAUGAGUGCCAGCGGCGCUGCGCUGCAUACGAGGGAACGCCCCGCAACCGCAUGAUCAUGGCCAAGAUGAACAGGGCUGGCGUUGGGGAUCGAAAGGCCGUUUUCAUGUCCCUCUCGGAACUGGCCGGAUAUCUCUGCGCCACGAUCACAGAAAAAGAACUUGACCAAAACACAGCGGCCAUGAGAAGAGGAGAUUCGCCACCCGAAGAUGGCAUUGUCUGGCAAAAAAUUGAUACCUGGAGUGACGAUACCAUUACCCGUAACUGUAACUUGGCCAGAAUCAUCUCCAUGCGAGAACAGCACGAUGGCAAGGAACCCAACCGCUUCAUUUGGAACAUGAACGCAAAGUUUUACAGUGUCAGGGAUGCCUUUUGGAAGGAUAUCCAGGCUCUGGAAGCAUCGUCUCCUUCCACGCUUCGGCUCCCCACGAUAGGGGGGAGUCCUCCCCUAUAUCAAGAUGGAAACUGCCCCCAUCAUCGAAGACAUGUCCAAUGAGCUUUGGAAUGUGAUUCUCCAAAACAAACUAAGCACUGCUCCUCAAGACACAUAUAUAAGCGCGGCCGGAUCAAAACCCGGACGGCACCGUCUGUCAUCGUCCGGAGGUCCAGUCAAACACCUAGUCGAGAAAAAGGGGAAAACAAAAAGUGAGGCACCACAAUGAAGCUCACAAGCGUUCCAGCACCAAUGACACACUCUUACCAUAGCACAAACUCAAUAAAACAGAUAGACUUUAUGGCUGUUAACCU